UCCUGAAAUUGCACUAUGACAAAGCCUAACUUCAUACCCCAAAGUCUUUAAGUUUUAAAAAUCAAAGUUAAAAUUCAAACUUUCGGAUAUGAAGUGGAGCUCUACCAAAGCUUAACUUUUUUCAAAUUUCAUAAUUGAGGCUUCAAUAGAACCAAACCAGACCCGUUGGUCUGAAUUUGAAAACUUGAGACACUCGAUUUUCUAACUUCAGACCAUCAAAGUAAUUUUGAAGCGGCUAAACUUUGUGAAAAGUGGCUAUUCUUUAAAUAGAUGUCUUAAAAUCGGCUAUUUGUGCACUUCUCCAUGUUGAUAUAGAGAAAAAGUUCAAUGCCUUUCGUCGUAACAGUUGGUUUCUUUUGCAGUCUUUGAUAUGCUAUAAGAAACUGAAGAGAAGACAAUCAAUAGGCCGAGUAUGUUCUCCUGAUCAGCUACAUUUGCAAAGAUGUGUGGACAAACCAGUCGACUUACAUUACAAGAAUUUGCACGACGCUUGCAGUUAGUAUAUAUUAGUAUGAUCAAUCAUUAUCAGCUAAAGUGGUUAAAAUAGUUUAGGAUCGGAAAGUGGUUUAAUCUACAUUCUCUGCUCUGGUGGUUGUGCAGUAGAAUGUACGCAAUUGUAACAUGUACUAGAGAAUCUGCUAAAGCCAUUAAGGGCUUUGAACCAUUAGCCCCAGAAACCUCAGACAAAUCAACAUUUCAAAGGUAGCUUUGAAAAUGAUUUCUAUGUUGGUUUGAAAGGAAGGAUCAUGCAUUGGAGAAAUCUUAGGACUUGUUUCCUGAGAUGAGGAAUGGAAAAAAAUGAUCUGCCAUUUUCACCAUUCUAAAUGAUUCGAAAAGCAGUUAACGAAACUCACUCUGCCUUAACGCACUUCACACAAAAGUGCAGAACUCUCAACCACCUAAAAGAACUCCACUGCCAACUCCUCAAACUCUACCUCCCUGAAACUCCAUCAGCCAUUGCCCCACUUCUUUUAUUUGUCGUCAAUUCUGGGAAUCCUUCUUUCUUCAAUUAUUCGCGUAUUGUGUUUCAAAAUCUUGACUACCAAAGUACUUUUUUGUACAAUACCAUGAUCAGAGGAUACAUGCAAUCAGAUUUGCCGAUACCAGCAGUUCUAUGCUACAAAGAUAUGCUUAGAGAUAAGCUUAUUGUAAAUAAUUAUACUUUUCCGCCAUUGAUAAAGGCUUGUUCGAUGAUUUUAAACGAGUUUGGUCAACGUGGUUUUUCAGUGCAUGCCCAUUUACUGAAAUUGGGAUUACAACAUGACCGGUUUAUUGUUGCAUCGUUGAUUGAAUUUUAUUCCCUAAAUCACGAGAUGGACAGAGCACAUAUGUUGUUUGAUGAAAUUCCCAACAGAGAUGUGGUUAUGUGGACCACCAUGAUUGAUGGAUAUGGGAAAAUAGGGGAGGUGGGGAAAGCUAGAUUAUUGUUUGAAGAAAUGCCGGAGAGAAAUGUGAUUUCUUGGAGUGCAAUGAUGGCAGCAUAUUCACGGGCUAGUGAUUUUAAGGAGGUGCUUUGCCUGUAUCGGAGGAUGGAAGAAGACGGUCUUAUGCCGAACGAGUCUGUUCUUGUGAGUGUUCUCACGGCUUGUGCUCAUCUAGGUGCACUAGCACAAGGUUUUUGGGUACAUUCAUUUGCUAAGCAUUAUAAUUACGAGUCAAACCCAAUAUUGGCUACUGCAUUAGUUGACAUGUACUCUAAAUGUGGUAGAAUGAAGUCGGCUUCAUCGGUUUUUGAAGUGAUAACUUAUAAGGAUAUUGGAGCAUGGAAUGCCAUCAUAUCAGGCUUUGCAAUGAAUGGAGAUGCAGUGAAAUCAGUUCAAUUGUUCAAUAGGAUGAUAGCAAGUGGGAAUCGGCCAAAUGAAACCACUUUUGUUUCUCUGCUCUCUGCUUGCACUCAUGCAGAAAUGGUUGACGUAGGUCUUUCACUGUUUUCAAGAAUGGGCAGUGUUUAUGGAGUUGAACCCAGGUUUGAACAUCGCGCAUGUGUGGUAGACCUGUUAGCAAGAGCUGGUAAGCUCGAGGAUGCUGAGAAGUUCAUAGAGGAGAACAUGGGAGGGAUAGAGAAAGGGGAUGCUAAUGUGUGGGGAGCUUUACUUGGUGCUUGUAGGGUGUAUGGUAAUGUUGAAGUAGGUGACAGGAUAUGGAGAAAGCUGUCUAACAUGAAGGUAGCUGACCAUGGUACUUGUGUACUUGCAUACAAUAUAUACAAGGAAGCUGAUCGAGAUAUAGAAGCUAAGUGUGUUAGGAAAUUGAUUGAGGAGAUGAGGAUAAAGAAGCAGCCUGGAUGUAGCGUCAUAGAGGUAAAUGGUAUAGCUGAGAAAUCCCUUGCAAGUGAUCUAUUACAUCCUAAGUGACAACAAGUCUGUAACUUGCUUAGUCGUUGCCUAAUAUAAUGUAUCUUAUUGAUUGAAUAUGAUACUAAGCGGUCAGAAUAUAGACAACAGUAAUGUGUUUCUCUUCGUUUGUUUUUCUAAGUUGCUCCAUAUUAUGUAAAUGACCUGUGGAAAUUGGUAAUCAGAUUCAGAGUGGUUCUUAUGCUAAGCUAUGUGGUUCCUAA
Molecule: messenger RNA, 2557 nt
Organism: Nicotiana tabacum (common tobacco)
Lineage: Eukaryota; Viridiplantae; Streptophyta; Magnoliopsida; Solanales; Solanaceae
Product: pentatricopeptide repeat-containing protein At5g66520-like
Biological process (GO): RNA modification
Molecular function (GO): protein binding; RNA binding
Source: RefSeq, a predicted model, not a curated record